This is a messenger RNA of Amoebophrya sp. A25, 4496 nucleotides long. The record is from the annotation of a GenBank genome assembly. Lineage: Eukaryota; Dinophyceae; Syndiniales; Amoebophryaceae.
AAGAACCCCUUAGAAUAUUUGGAAGGGAGUGGCACGGACAUUAUUGGAGGCGCGAUUGUGUCGGUUUUGCGGUCGAGAGCUCUGCAUGAUGGAGAUCCAAGUCCCGGCUUCGAGCUCCGUGUGCAAAAUGCCAAGGAGACGAACGAGAUCAUACCUCUGCGUGAUGGCGAGUUGGGGCCGGCGAUUGCCUAUCCACGCUAUAUGGAGGUGGACCGAAAGACUUUUGUCGCUGUGUCGCGGCUGUUUGUAGGUGAAGACAAUGUGCUGGCCGACUACCACAGACUCGAUCCUGGUAACGGUACGGUUUCGGAGGUUAGAAACGUGCAGGAUUUGAACUAUUUGAUGGGGUCUGCCCAUGGCGUGUACUGUGAGUUCUGGACGAUGCGCAUUCAGCCGUUGAACGGAACGAAAGAGUACAACACGACCUUCUGGUUCGAGAGAAAAGACGCGCUAGUCGCCUCCGCAACUACAGUCUUAUGUGACGCUGUGAGCUGGCCGGUGGCGCAGCAGAUUUACGUGCGUGUGGUCCCAGGAUUCGCGACAAGCACGGUCACGGUGCGGCCGCAUGAUGACAAGCGCAUCACAAAAAUUUUGUUUUCGCCAGAAUCCACGGACACCAGCUUCGUAGACCUGAUGCAGGGUCGUUACCACGAGGAUCCUAUCUAUUUUCCGCCCCAGCUGACUUUUGUGCAUCCUCCAGCGAUAUUCACCGGUGUGACGAAGAAGGUCGAAGUCUUCGCGUUUGGCAUGAACUUUCCUCAGGAGGAUUUCCGUGUGCGCAGCCGCUACUCACUUUUGCGACGGGACGCUGGGGGCAUUGAUGAGGUGGAGUAUUUGCACGUCUACCAGUGCGUCUGGCAUUCUCCGUUUAUCACGACGGCCGCAAACAGCACUUUGCGACUAAAUAUCGAGAAAAACGAGUACUACAUCGCCGACGCGAACGGCAACCGCGAAGGUGGCGGCAUCGGGACAAUGCCAGCGGAAAUCCUCAACAUUUCGCUGGGCGACGCAUACGCAAAUUUAGGCCCUUUCUCGCAGAAGCGCAGGACUGCGCCAGCGUACUGGAUCAACAGUGGACUGCUCAGCUGCGGUCCCGCGCCCACAGGAUACGAGUUGGGUGCUUUUUUCGGUGCGCCGGUAAAAGUGCGAGACGUGCGAAGCGGGAAGCGGAUCUACGAGGACUUCGUAGUGAAACUGUCAAUUUAUCAUGGCGAAACGCACAUCGGCAGCAGCGAUCUCACAUAUGUAAACACAGCAGCAGAAACGAUUCACGUCCCAAAGAAAGUGAUAUUCGACUUUGACAAGGGGGCAGAUAUCCGCGUAGAGCGCGUGGGGGACUACACUACUGACGCGAUGCAGUACUUUUCGCAGGGUGGCGGGCUCUUUGACGAUCCCAUCUUUCUGACGCAUUGCGGCAUAGAAACUGCCAGCGAGACCUAUCGGGAUGGGCGCGUGACCUUUGUAGGUAGCAAGGAGGUGCGUUGUCGGCUCUUCGGCGCAACGAAGGCCAUGCGCGGAAAGUUUUUCAUCCGUGCCGGCGAAGUAGACCUGAUUCCGCCCACGGAUAUGCUUCUGGAGCCCAAAGGAAUCACGAACAGUGUGACGAAGCAUCUGAACUUGGUUGUUGUGGGAGGCGACGGUCCAGCGCCGUUUCGCUGGCGUGAUGAUCGUGGAGACUUUGGGCAUCAUCGGCACUUGAAGUACGAUCGUCCGCUGUUGGACGGCAAUGGUCGCUUCGAUCCCGUUGCUGCCGCUAACAAUUCCCUGGCGCUACCGGACAAAAUCGCCUCUAAUGAGUAUCUCACACGACGUUGGGCUCUUGACUACGAGUAUCCUGCGGGCGACAUUGAUGCAAAGCGGCCUGUGCGAAAGUGCGUGUUUAAGCUCAACGAUCGCGCGCCAGCGGACGCUAUUUUUGAAUUUCCCGCUAUCGCAUUGGCUGGCGAGGAAGUCUAUGCGUGCGCUGACGAUGCCUGGACAACAUCCGGCAACUUGACUCUCACACUACCGCACUAUGGCUUGUAUCAAGCGGAUCUGAUCGACCAACACGCGACGAAUUCUCCGGUUUUUGAGUCCAAGCAAAAGGUUUUCGUGACCAAGAAGUGGCAACUGGAUUCCAUCUACCCCAAUGUUAUCAACGUCCUACAGCCUCCCUUUCCAACUCGCGGCGGGGCGCGCGUAUAUCCAGAGGUGCGCGUCACGACAUCCUCACUGCGCCAGACACUGCAAAUGAUUUCGGACCUGCCAACACUCGCAAGCUCCCUGUCAUGCGCCUUUCGUGACUUUCCCAGAGAUUCUGCUGGCUCUACCGGCUAUUAUGGUCGAUUACUCGGGCGAACGCCAGUCCGCAUCAUCUCCGACACCGAAUUGACCUGCCCUUUGCCCAGGAUCGGAUACUACGGCGAGGAUGCUCCCGUUCCCGGCAGCGCCCAACACAAUGGACUGUCGGACAAGAUGGGCUGGCAGCUUGAAGUCGCCGAGAUGGCAAAGAGCCCCUUGCUCGAAGCGUCGCUGACACUCUUUCGACCGCCACAGCCAACGCACGUAUAUCCUCCGCAGACGCACUUGAAUCAGCUUCAUGGUCUGCGUGUGUUUUUCACGAAGGACAGUAUCAACUGGGUGGACGCGGAUGUAGCACGCAUGACCACUUACUGCCGAGCACGCGAUCCGAUUUCCGGUUUUUCGAAGACGUACCCGGUAAAGGAAGUGCGACAUGACGAAUUCUACUGCAUUGGUCUCGAAGCGUUUAAGGUCGGCGAUUUGGAAAUCAGUAUUGAGUCGGUAAACGGACUGCGGUCUGGCUCCGUCACCUUGCCGGUCCAGGCACCUCUCGUUACCGCCACGUCAUACGCGUCUUCGGAUCGCCGCGGGGGCAGGGCGAUUGACCGUCGGGUGACUACGCUUGCUGACCGGCACUUUCAGCCGAUCAUCCGCGAGCCUGGUGCCAAAGGCGAGAAGAGCUACGCAAAAGCGGAUGUGCCAACAUUGACUUUGGUGACACCGGACCACUCAGACUACAACCUGAACGAAGCAGUUUUCAAACAAGUGCCUGCUGUGAUGGAGAAAGAACGUUAUCCCAGACGGUGCUUUUUGGACGGAAUCGAGGUCCCAAUGACUGAGGACGGCGUCGCGACGUGCAAGACGCCGAUCUUCGGAGAUUUAUGGGGUAGCACGCCAAUUCCCAAGCAAACGGCUGCUCGGGAAGCCAGAGAACUUGACGGCAAAACGUACACAGACGACAUUGAGUACUCGCAUCUCUCUCUGUCGCCGCAUGCAGAGGUGAAUGCACGAAACGUGGAUGCAGUGGUCCGAUUGAGUCGAGCAGUCGCGCCUCUCGGUCUCACCGAACGCUCAGGUGGUGAGAUUGGCAAUACCGCGCGAUUCAUUUCGCAGUGCGUUGAGGAGGGAGAUCCCACGCGAGAUGCCCUGCGGGAAGAUGGAGACUUGCACAAUUUCACUAACUUACUCGGCGAGCUGCAGUCUUGUUCUCUGCCCGAGCAUCGUGCCGCCUCUUUCGUCAAGCUCCGUGCAGAAGGUGCGCAGCCCUAUCUAGCAGGUAGUCUUUAUUGUCGCUCAGACUUGAACUCGAUGCCCGAAAGCUGGUUGCAUCGCGAGGCCAAGAUUCGCGGGUCGCACGAUCUUGACUGCUCGUUGUUAUCCACGCGAAAGUUUCCGGGUGUGCAGGUACUCAGCGUGAUGGCCGACAGCUCAUCAGCUUCAGUCGGUGCGGUGGCAGUCCGCGUCUCACCUUUGUCGAGUUUUUUCUCGUACCCAACGCGGAACUUCUUCGGGAAGCAGACACAGUACCGCUUUGGCCGCGUGCCUCAGGUACAGCUGCACGGUCGAGAAAUCGGCGAGAUUCGUGACCCCUUUUGCAAAUUCACGAUCCCCAGGACGGUCCGCGAGCAAGCGGCCUACGGGCAGUCUGUCUACUACGAAGCGGAGAAUCGUUUCACCGUGGUAGAGGGAGACACGCUGGCAACGUAUCCCGCUGGAAGCGCGCAUGGUGUCCGUUGUCGAAUACCGGAAAAGUACGAAUUCGACCGGAACUCCAGAACCGUGUUCUACGCUAAUGUCUUUGACGGGCGCAACAACCGCAUUUUCAGUGAUGAGGGCGGUCAACGGAUCACAGAUUUCAACACACGAGAGAUGAGAUUCACUCUGAGCCCGAUCUCUCAGGAAGCUCGUGGCCUGGUCUUUCCGGAGCAUGCUCGCAGUGAAUUGUUCUUUGAGUUCACCAACCUAGAGCUGCCGCGCCACUUCGAUCUGAGUGCCCUCUUGCCUGCCGUGGCGGCGUCCGCGUGCCUCUUUUGCAAUGGGGAACGCACGCAAGCACGCGUGGACUACCUGGAUAGCGACAAGCCGGUGAUUGUGUGUCCGACUCCAAGUUUGAAUCUGGAGAGCUGGGUGCACUGUCCAGUAAAGGUGUCAGUAGACGGCGUGAACAUUCUGUUUGAGUCGCGACCACAAGCUGCGCGGCUGAGGGCUGCCAAAUC